AUGGUGUACAAAGGAAUGAUUUCUAAUGGACCAACUAAAAGCAUCUACGCUAUCAAGCGGUUGAAUUUCAUGUCCAAUCAAGGAGCACCCGAAUUUUGGGUCGAAGUCAAGUUGCUUUCAAGACUGCGCCAUUGUAAUCUAGUGCAUUUGAUUGGUUAUUGCAAUGGCGGGAAAGAGAUGGCCCUUGUGUAUGAAUACAUGCAUAAUGGGUCCCUUUUUGAUCAUCUGCACAAGAAAGGUACAAUUCUGACUUGGCCACAACGGCUAAAGAUAUGCAUUGGAGCGGCGCACGGUUUGGACUACCUUCAUACUGGCACUGGCACACAACACAAAGUCAUACACCGUGAUAUGAAAAGCUCCAAUAUUUUGUUGGACCAAAAUUAUGCCGCAAAUAUUGCAGACUUGGGAUUUGCUAAAGUGGGACCAACAAAUCAGACCCAUACACAUGUUAGCACCACAGUCAAAGGCACCUUUGGGUAUAUGGAUCCGAAUUAUUUCUAA
Molecule: messenger RNA, 501 nt
Organism: Helianthus annuus (common sunflower)
Lineage: Eukaryota; Viridiplantae; Streptophyta; Magnoliopsida; Asterales; Asteraceae
Product: probable receptor-like protein kinase At5g38990
Exons: 1
Coding region: 1-501 (166 amino acids)
Biological process (GO): protein autophosphorylation
Cellular component (GO): plasma membrane; plasmodesma
Molecular function (GO): transmembrane receptor protein tyrosine kinase activity; ATP binding
Source: RefSeq, a predicted model, not a curated record